AUGACAGCUCUCUCUUUGUUCCAGAAACUCGACUGUCUGCCUGCUCUCGCGGCGCUUAUUGGUACUAUCCUCUGGGCUUUGGUGACCAGUCCCUGGCGAACCCAUCAUUAUCCUUCAACUCUGCUGUUACACGUGGGUUAUGCAGCCAUGCGCAAAGCUACAUCACGCUUCUCAGUGGCCCAGCUGCACUUGGCUGACGGCGAGCGGCUUAGAUAUCUGCUUCCUACCACAGAUACCAUCUAUAAGCGCUUCAUGCGCCGCCAUCAUCUGCCCUCGAAGACUGUGGAUCUUGGCGAAGGUGCCCUGGGACACUGGCUGGGGGACUAUAAGCAUGCUGAGCGUGUCUUGAUCUGGUAUCACGGUAUGUGCACCUCGUCCCACCAAGUCAAACCAGGUCCUCAUGGUAUUCUAGGAGGUGGUUUCGCCCUCCCGGCCAACGACGGCUAUUUUCAUUUCUUCACUCAACUACUCGCGGAUACCCAAGCUAGGCCGAAACCCAAAUCGCUUGCGAUCUUUACCCUCACCUAUACCCUCGCUCCUCAAGCGACUUAUCCCACCCAGAUCCGCCAAGCCCUUUCAGCACUGCGAUACAUCCUCCAGGAAACCAACCGCUCUCCGUCGCAGAUCCUCCUCGGCGGUGAUUCCGCCGGCGGGAAUCUCGUCGGGGCGGUCCUCGCGCACAUGACCCAUCCCCAUCCCGAUCUUCCACCUCUCUCUUUGUCCGGCGGGCCGGACCACAAAAUCCGCGGCGCCAUCAUGAUCGCGCCCUGGACGAGUCUUGACCAGACUAUCUUACCCAAGGAUAUUGUUGCCUCGAUUGAACUGGACGAGUCAAAGAUCGACUCUCGGGGCGAUAUCAUCACCCCGGCCGUUGGCGGGCCAUGGGCUAAGGCGUACAUGGGUACUGGCAAACAUGACUACUACACCGAUCUCUCGACGGCCCCAACCGACUGGCUGGCGUCUUUCCCUGUGGAGAAGGUAUUAGUCUGUGCUGGGGAGAGGGAGAUCAUACUGCCUUUCAUUGAUGCAUUCGCCAGGAACUUGCAGGAAGGGCUUGGGCCGGAUAAGGUGGAGUUGUGCGUGGGUGAGGGUGAAGGUCAUGUGGCGCCGAUCUAUAAUCUGGCGCUGGGCGAGUGGGGUGAGACGGUCCAGGGGAAGAGGGUGAAGGGGUGGUUGGCAGAGGUCCUGUAA
Molecule: messenger RNA, 1191 nt
Organism: Aspergillus aculeatinus CBS 121060
Lineage: Eukaryota; Fungi; Ascomycota; Eurotiomycetes; Eurotiales; Aspergillaceae
Product: lipase/thioesterase family protein
Exons: 2
Coding region: 1-1191 (396 amino acids)
Molecular function (GO): hydrolase activity
Source: RefSeq, a predicted model, not a curated record